This is a messenger RNA of Arabis nemorensis, 420 nucleotides long. NCBI's taxonomy places the organism in Eukaryota, Viridiplantae, Streptophyta, Magnoliopsida, Brassicales, Brassicaceae. The record is from the annotation of a GenBank genome assembly.
AUGUGUCUGAUCCUCUUGCUUCUUGUAGCCAACCUGAUAAGGAGGCAAGCUCUUGGACGUGAGGAGGGAACAAAUGGGAUAGAGUGUGCUCGUGGUAGUAAUGUUGAGUGUAAUGUUACUGAUAAGGAAAUAGUAGAGGAAGCUAAGGAAAUGGAGGAUAAGAUAGGUGGUGUUGCUGAUGAUAGAAAUGAAAGUGAGGAAGAAAACCUAGAGGUAGAGACUUUGGUGGAGCAUAUUGAACUUCGUGAUUCAUCCCCUGGAAGAAAGAAAGAGUUGAGAGCCGCAUCAGAAAUUGAAAAAUCACUUGUGAAACAGUUUGCUAUCAGAUCUAAGAGGAAGAAGAUAGAUUUGCUACCUUCUGUUGACAAUGCUGAGUAUGCCUUCUUUAAGGAAACACUAACAGCUUGCCCCUUAUUGUGA